Molecule: messenger RNA, 423 nt
Organism: Auanema sp. JU1783
Lineage: Eukaryota; Metazoa; Nematoda; Chromadorea; Rhabditida; Rhabditidae
Source: the annotation of a GenBank genome assembly
AUGGCAAAUAAGACAAAGACAACUCAAAAACUUCGUCGAAAUGAACGAGAGCGUAGACGUGUUCAUCAGGUUAAUCUUGGUUUCAACACAUUGCGUGAUCGCGUCCCCCAUCCGAAAGGAACAAAACAAAAACUUUCAAAGGUUGAAACCCUUCGUGAAGCAGCUCGCUACAUUGAAUAUCUCCGCUCAAUCCUUGGAGAAAAUACUUUUGGGGCAUGUAUGUCAUCCACUUUUUCAAACGGAUCAUUUGAUAUGACCAAUGAGUUGAUGUCAUUUCUACCACCCAUCUCCUCGUCGUCUUCAUCGGCUUCAUCGCUAGUUACCUCAUGCUAUUACAUGGGAAAUGACGGUAUGAAUACCUCCCCAUGUGCUUCUUCAUUUUAUGGUAGCGAAACUUCCUUUGAUGAGACAACUCUUCAAUAA